AUGCUCGCACAAUGCACUCUCUUUGUGCUUCUGCUUCAGGUAACCUCGUCUUGGGCUGUCCCAACGCGAGCCGCGAAACGAGCUGGUCCUACGGUUCGGCUCGACGAUGCAACAGUCACCGGAGUCGCAAACGGGACCGUCAACAAGUUUCUCGGUAUUCCUUAUGUUCAGCCUCCUAUCGGGUCUCUUCGGCUUCGACAGCCCCAUCCUAUCACAAGUUACAACCAGAGCUUCUCAGCUACCACUUACGGGCCGAUCUGUCCUCAGCAACUUCAAAAACUGGUCUUGCCGGACGACGUGCCUGCAAUAGUAAGCGAAGAGAUGGGAAGCAUUGGCGCUCCGGUCGAUUUGCCGAUAUCGGAAGAUUGUUUAACAGUGAACAUCAUCGCACCUGCCGACGCAACGCCUGAUUCGAAGUUACCUGUGGUCCUGUGGAUAUUCGGAGGUGGCUUUGAGAUCGGGUACCCCAGCUCCACCGAUGGCUCUAUUCUCGUGAAUCAGAGCGUUUCCCUUGGUACUCCAGUGGUGUACGUAAGCUUGAACUAUAGGCUAAACAUAUUCGGCUUUUUGGCCAGUGAGGAAGUCCAGGAUGCUGGCAUUGGCAACCUCGGUCUGCAAGAUCAACGCCAAGCAAUGAGAUGGUUCCAGCAGUACAUCACCCAGUUUGGGGGCGACCCAUCCAAGGUCACGAUCUGGGGCGAGAGCGCGGGUGCUAUCUCAGUAGGCGCACAGUUGGUCGCCAACAAAGGGAACAAUGAAGGUCUGUUCCGUGCAGCUAUCAUGGACUCCGGUGCUCCGCUGUGGCUCGGCAACAUCACCCAUGGGCAGCCUUACUACGAUCAUAUCGUUGACGAGACGGGAUGCUCGAACUCGUCAGACACGCUCGACUGCCUUCGAAAUGCACCCUUCGAAGCGCUCAUGAGUGCGACCAAUAGCACGCCAAAUAUGUUUUCAUACCAGGCAUUGGCUACAGCUUGGAUCCCUCGCGUAGAUGGCGUGUUCCUGACUGACAAUCCUCAGCAGCUCGUCAAGCAAGGAUCUAUAGCCGACGUGCCUUUCAUCAACGGUGUUAACGACGACGAGGGGACCCUAUUCUCAUUCACGACUCUUAAUGUAACGACCGAUGACGAGCUGCUCACGUACAUACAAACGUACUACGCUCCGAACGCGACCUCCGAUGAGAUCGAACAUGUCUUAUCAUCCUACUCAAGCGAUCCAGUCUACGGUUCUCCCUUCAACACCUCUAACCAAAACGCUCUGACCCCUCAAUUCAAACGUAUCGCGGCGGUCUUGGGCGACAUGACAUUCCAAGGACCGCACCGCUUCUUGUUGCAGGAGAGGUCUGCAAUGCAGCCGACCUGGGCAUACCUUUACAAACGCGGAAAGUCGACUCCUUACCUUGGAUCGGACCAUGGCUCGGAGCUUACCAACGCUUACGGAGGUGGAGAUCUAGCGGCCUACUUCAUUCGCUUCGUCGCAAAUCUUGACCCCAACGGGAACAACGUCGACGUCGAAUGGCCCAAGUACACGACGGAUUCCCCCAGCUUGCUCACUUUACUCGACGGAGAUAUCCCUCUUAACAUUACGCAAGACGACUAUCGCGUCGAGGCCAUCCAGGCCAUGAAUGCUUUGAUGCUUAAGUACCCUUUCUGAGCGAUGAUUGAGCAGCAUAUAUACGACAAAAGUAGCUAUUUGUACUCUAGUACACUUGGGCGGGCGAAUGCAAU
This is a messenger RNA of Coniophora puteana RWD-64-598 SS2, 1727 nucleotides long. RefSeq names its product carotenoid ester lipase precursor. The record is from RefSeq and is a predicted model, not a curated record. Lineage: Eukaryota; Fungi; Basidiomycota; Agaricomycetes; Boletales; Coniophoraceae. The coding region runs from base 1 to 1653 and encodes 550 amino acids. The transcript has 14 exons.